AUGCUGCCGAAACUGCUGCAUCGGGGCAUCAGAGAGUCCAAGUACUACACGGCAAGGUCGGACUCCUUGACGUUCCAGGCUCAGGAGCAUCGUCAAAGGACCGCCAACUCGGAUGAGAACCAGCAAAAGCUCAUCGACGAGGUACAAAGGAUAUACCGCGAAACAGUGCCAGGAGAGACGAGCAAUGAAAAGAAGAAGAAACACGCAGAAAUAGCCAAAUCUUUCAACGAAGGACGGCUGAAGCAAAAGAAGUACCUGAGCUCAAAAAAGCAGAACCGUCGGGCGUCUUUCGAUUAA
Molecule: messenger RNA, 297 nt
Organism: Colletotrichum chrysophilum
Lineage: Eukaryota; Fungi; Ascomycota; Sordariomycetes; Glomerellales; Glomerellaceae
Exons: 2
Coding region: 1-297 (98 amino acids)
Biological process (GO): mitochondrial translational termination
Cellular component (GO): mitochondrial large ribosomal subunit
Source: RefSeq, a predicted model, not a curated record